Molecule: messenger RNA, 691 nt
Organism: Mercenaria mercenaria
Lineage: Eukaryota; Metazoa; Mollusca; Bivalvia; Venerida; Veneridae
Product: apolipoprotein D-like
Exons: 4
Coding region: 61-618 (185 amino acids)
Biological process (GO): lipid transport; tissue regeneration; brain development
Molecular function (GO): lipid binding
Source: RefSeq, a predicted model, not a curated record
AUAAAUACAUGUAUUUACACCACUCGUCCCAUUAAGUAUAACUAGAACAAAGUCACCAGGAUGACAAUGUCGCCUAUCUUUGUCUUUGUGGCUUUUAUUGCAGUUUGCAACGCACAGGUACCCCAUUUAGGGAAAUGCCCGGAUGUUCAAGUGGUGCAGAAUCUCGACGUAGACAAAUAUUUAGGUGACUGGUAUGAGAUCAAAAAGUUCUUUUUCUUCAUCGAGGGUGCGGAAACCUGUAUCAGAGCCAAUUAUAGCCUGAAGGGCGACGGUCAUAUCCAAGUAUUUAACCGGGGAAUCAAUCCAGACGGCAGCGAAGACAAUGCGAUUGGUGAUGCCUACCCACCAGAUACCAGUGUCCCUGCAAAAUUAGCUGUGACCUUCAAUGGUUCACCGCGUGUCCCUUAUUGGAUCGUCGACACUGAUUAUGUUAAUUACUCUCUCGUGUGGUCGUGCACUGACCUGGUCGGUCUCGUGCAGACUGACUUCGCCUGGAUCCUCAGCCGGAAAAAGACUCUUGACACCCAGACUGUUGACAAACUCGUUAACAAGCUUGGAUCGUUCGGCAUCAACACGUCCAGUUUCAGGGAUACUGUGCAAGAUAACUGUCCGUACUGAUACACUUGCUUAAUAUUUUGUAAUAUUAAUAUUCUUUUUGUUAUAUGUCUAUCUGUUGUUGUUGUUUUUUAAA